This is a messenger RNA of Setaria italica (foxtail millet), 1398 nucleotides long. RefSeq names its product translation initiation factor IF-2-like. The transcript is spliced from 3 exons. NCBI's taxonomy places the organism in Eukaryota, Viridiplantae, Streptophyta, Magnoliopsida, Poales, Poaceae. The record is from RefSeq and is a predicted model, not a curated record. Bases 1 to 1398 code for a protein of 465 amino acids.
AUGGUGCCUCCUGCGGAUGCGGUCCCUGCAGUGAUGAUUGGCAAAAGGGUGCCGCCGUCGGGCACGGUGCAGGGGCCGUCCCUUGUUCCGCCUUCUGCCCUCGCAGACGACCCUGUGGGACAAGAUGCCGCCCCUGGGGCUCCUCCGCCUGGCGAGGUGAUAAACCUUGAUGAUGAGGCGGAGGACAAGCCGGUGGGGGAGGCGUCAGCGUCCGGUGCCCCGACCGCAGAGGCGGCGACGGUGAAGAUGGCAGCGGUGGCAAAGGUGGUGGCGCCUGCUCCGGCGGCGGUGAGGGAGGUGGCGGCGGCGGCAACGAUGGCGCGUGCGCCGGCAGCGGUGACGGAGGCGGCGGCGGCGGAGACGGUGGCACGUGCCCCAGCGGAGUCGACGGGGACGGCGGCAUCGGAGACGGUGGCGCGUGCUCUGGCGGCGGCGACGGAGGCGGCGACAGCGGAGACGGUGGCGCCUGCCGCAGCGGCGAUGACGGGGACGGCGGCGUCGGGGUCGGUGGCGCUUGCCCCGGCGGCGACGACAGGGACGGUGGCGUCGGGAUCGACCGAAAAGGCCUGCUGUGCCCUCAUCCCGCUUGCUUGUGGUCCCAACACGUGGGGUGGGCCGACCUUGCGCUGGAUGUCCCUCGAGGACCUGCAGAGGCACCGCUUUGUGCUGGACGUGUCGGGGAGUGGAAAAGAUGGCAGUCGGGGGAAGUCCGAGUUCCUCCUACGCGAGCGGGGGGUCUGGCAGCGCUUCGCUGUGGAGACGUGGCGGACCUGGGAGCUAACCGGGAAGCUUGCCACCGCCGAGCAGAAUUUCACCGACCUACGAGCGCGCGAGCAGGAGGCGCGUGAAAUUGCGCGGUGGGCGGAGGACAAGUUUCGGGCCGUCGUCGAGAAGGCCCGCCUUGAUGCCGAGGAGUUCCAGGCCGCUGCCGACAAGGCCCGCCACGAUGCCGAGGAGCUUGCCCGGCUAAGGAAGGAGCAUGAGGUCCUUCAGAAAACCGUUGAGCGUAUCCGGCACGAGCGGCAUGCGGCUCGGCAGGAGCGCGACCUCGAGGCGGGUCGGAAGAUUGAGGCUGAGAAUAUGGUAGCUGACCUUGGGGCGGAGGUCAGUCGGCUCCAUGCGCAGAUGCAGGGGCUUCAGACCGCUGUGUCCCAAGGGCUCGACCGGGAACGUCUUCUGAAAGCUCAAUCUGAGGGCCUUGAGGCUGACCUCGCCCGGCUGAGGGACGCUGCCAAUGCGGAGCAUGUCGAGCACGCCAACCUGCGGAUGCCGUCCGCAUCAUCUGCGAGGACCUUAGCGUGGUCCAAGUGGAAGGGACGAGCACGCUGGCGGCUCGUGUCCUCGGGGCGUACCGGCGGGCCUGUGAGAUCGCUCGGGAGGCGCUCCAUGUCGGCGUGA